GUAAAAAUAGCUGCGCCGGAGUGAAAGUUCAUGACCUCGCAUUUGGAAAAUUAUUUAAUCAUGGCAAACGAUUUAGGGCUCAGUGAGGCUGUUUUGCGCAACUCUAUGUCAGAACAUGAGUUAAAUGGUAAUAACGAUUUCAAUCAGGAAGAGGUUAAACCAAGAUGGGGCCCGCAACACGCAGGAGCGAAGGAAUUGGCUAGCCAAUAUACAUCAGGCAAGAGACUGCAGGAAACCGUUUGUUUCAUAGUCACUAUAGCUGCCAUGGCCUUCAACUUCGUGCAGUUGAUGAUACAUUUUACAAGUGAAAAUUGGAUCAUAAUUGUUGGUGCUGCCUUGUUGGGAAUAUUGUCGGCAGACUUUCUUAGUGGACUGGUACAUUGGGGAGCAGAUUCGUAUGGCUCUGUUGAAAGUCUCUUUGGAAAGUCAUUUAUACGACCAUUCCGGGAGCAUCACAUAGAUCCCACAUCCAUUACGAGGCAUGACUUUAUUGAGACAAAUGGUGACAAUUUUGCGGUGGUAAUGAUUCCAUUACUGGCCAUGGCAUACAAAUUCUGCACACUCAGCAAUGUGGAAAUACAACAGACGUACAAUUGGCAGAUGUAUAUAUUUUUAUUGGCAAUUUUUGUCAGCCUUACAAAUCAGUUUCACAAGUGGUCUCAUACAUAUUUUGGCCUUCCGAAGUGGAUUACCACAUUACAGGAUCUUCACAUCAUUUUGCCACGCAAGCACCAUCGUAUCCAUCAUGUUGCUCCCCAUGAUACAUACUUCUGUAUCACAACAGGCUGGCUCAAUUAUCCACUAGAAAAGAUCGGUUUUUGGACCAAAGUUGAGGCCUUGAUAGAAAUAUGCAGCGGACAUAAACCCAGAGUUGACGAUCUAAAAUGGGCAAAGAAGCUAUAGUUUCUAUGUCAGUCUGUCUGUCUGUCUGUGUUACUGUCUAUAGGAUUUUAAAAAAAAAAUUCAAAUCUGUGAGCCAUAUGAUCAAAUUUGUCUGUCUGUCUUUCUGUCUGUGAGAUUUUAACAAAUUCUUCAAAUAUGUCAGUCAUGGGAGCGAAUUAAUUGUACCGUUAAUUACGGUAUAACUUUGAUAUAGUUAACCAGUCAGGAUGUAAGUACUCGAAUCCCUCUGGGGUUGUACCAAUCUGGCCAGAUUGUUGAGCCUCCGGCUGGUUAACCCUUUACUCCAUACAGAUACAAUAGUAUUGAUUAUUGAUACCCAAUACACUCAGUAGCAUUAUCUGUACACUAUCUCCAUACAGGUUAUUGGAGAAAAAUGCAAAAUUUAUACCUGUGUUACUCAGAUCAAAAUUAGUCUAUGAAUACUUGUUUUAACCAUUUAGUGUCCAACAUAAUUUAUUUUCAGAAUUAAAUUUCCUUUCUGAUGGUAUAUUUUUCAUAAUUUUGUGAUAAAUAUU
Molecule: messenger RNA, 1418 nt
Organism: Mercenaria mercenaria
Lineage: Eukaryota; Metazoa; Mollusca; Bivalvia; Venerida; Veneridae
Product: plasmanylethanolamine desaturase-like
Exons: 5
Coding region: 31-903 (290 amino acids)
Molecular function (GO): oxidoreductase activity
Source: RefSeq, a predicted model, not a curated record